AUGGAAAAAUACUUUGAAAAAGUAAAACAAACUAUUACUAGUAUUACUAGUAAUCAUCAAAAAUUUCUGACAAAAAUCAAAUCAAAAUGUAAUUUUCAAUUUGCUAUUGUUGACUAUCGAGAUCAUAAACCAGAAGGAGAUUAUAUUUAUCAUAAAUGUGAUUUUACAAAUCACACAGCGGCUAUGAAGUAUGUAAUGAAUUUGAAAAGCGGUUCGGGUGGUGAUAUUCCAGAGGCCGUACUUGAUGGUCUUGAUGCAGCAUGCGCAUUAAAUUGGCGUCAAAAUGCUGAUCAUCUAUUAUUUCAUAUUCUUGAUGCGCCUCCGCACGGCAAAAUAUAUACAAAACGGGACGACAAAUGGCCAAAUGGUUGUCCAUGUGGAAAAACUGCUCAAAAUAUAUUACAAGCGAUGAAAAACAAACAAAUUGCGUAUCAUAUACUACCUUGCUCAAAUGAGAUAAAUAUGAUGAUUGCUGAAUUUAAAAAUCAUAUUGACCUUCAAAUUUCAACAUUCAAUGAUAAAAUCACGUUUGAAGAUGCUAUCGCUAAACACGUGUUCGAGCAAUUAAAGGAUACUGAAAUGACAUUGAAAAAGAAUUAA
This is a messenger RNA of Rotaria socialis, 600 nucleotides long. NCBI's taxonomy places the organism in Eukaryota, Metazoa, Rotifera, Eurotatoria, Philodinida, Philodinidae. The record is from the annotation of a GenBank genome assembly.